This is a messenger RNA of Brassicogethes aeneus, 2599 nucleotides long. The record is from the annotation of a GenBank genome assembly. NCBI's taxonomy places the organism in Eukaryota, Metazoa, Arthropoda, Insecta, Coleoptera, Nitidulidae.
AGUAACGGAAAUUCGAAUGCGUUUGUGUGUUUGUAAAAAAUAAAAGUGACAAUUUCGAGUGAUUGACGUUUUGUUUAGCAAAAAAUGCAGUAAGUGUUGGGUUAAUUUGAAUAAAGUGAAUGGUAUCCGUGUAAAAUGGUAAAAAGCAAGAAAGAAUUGGUGACUCCUCUGAAAAGGAGGGGGCCCUUAAGUAUUACUAGGCCUAAAACAGCGAGAACAGUUCCUGUCGGGGCUGCUACAGGGGCCAAUAUAAAAGUAGUGGUACGAGUGAGGCCCUUAAAUGAUAGGGAACAUGGAGAAAAUUGCAAGAAUGUUAUUAAAAUCGUUGAUGAGCAAAUGAUGAUUUUUGACCCAAAAGAAGAAUCUCAGCCAUUUUUUUACCAUGGUGUUCAACAAAGGGGCAGAGAUUUAAUGAGAAAAUCCAAUAAGGAUUUAAAAUUUAUGUUUGACAGAGUUUUUAGCCCCGAUUUACCCAAUGAUUACAUAUUCCUUAACACCACUCAAUCACUUAUAAAUUCCCUUAUGGAUGGUUUUAAUUGCUCAGUUUUUGCAUAUGGGGCAACAGGGGCUGGUAAAACCUUUACAAUGAUUGGCAAUAGUGAAAGUCCUGGAAUAACUUAUUUGACAAUGGCUGAAUUAUUUAAAAAGAAGGAGGAGUUAAAUGCUGAAAGGGAGUUUGAGUUGGGAAUCACAUAUUUGGAAGUUUACAAUGAAAACGUGCAAGACUUGUUAAACCCAGGCCCAGCUUUACAUUUGAGGGAGGACGGUAAAUACGGGGUGAUGGUGGCUGGGAUUAAAGUGCACAGAAUUGAGAGCCCAGAUGAGUUGUUCUUGUUGCUGGAAUCAGGGAAUAAAAAUAGGACUCAACAUCCUACGGAUGCAAAUGCAGAAAGCUCCAGAUCCCAUGCAGUUUUCCAGGUUUAUCUGCAAAUGACAACAAGGUGCACGCGCGAGGUUCGCACCGCCAAGCUGAGCAUGAUCGACUUGGCCGGAAGCGAGAGGGGAUCUGCGACCGGAUGCGUGGGGGCCCGUUUCGCAGAGGGCGCCAACAUCAACAAAUCCCUGCUGGCCCUGGGGAAUUGCAUUAAUAGUUUGGCCGACGGCCACAGACAUAUCCCGUACAGGGAUUCGAAGCUGACGAGGCUCCUAAAAGACAGCUUAGGAGGCAAUUGCAGGACUGUGAUGAUAGCUAAUGUAUCUCCAGCAUCUUUGACAUACGAAGAUACCUACAAUACUCUAAAAUACGCAACACGAGCCAAAAAGAUUAAGUCGAACAUAAAACGUAAUGUUGUCAACGUGGAAAUGCACGUGGGACAAUACGUUAAAAUUGUCGAGGAAUUAAAAGAAGAAAACCGCCUGUUAAAGAUUAAAUUACAGGAAAAAGAAAAUGAAACCAAAAUUACAGGGCAGAGCGAAGACCCAGGCUUGGCGCAAGAUUUAGUCGACAAACUUUUGGAAUUGUUCAAAGAAAAACGGAUUAUAAUGGAGAGGCAGCAUCAAAUUGAAAAUUUGAACUUGGGACUCAACCUCAGGCAGCAGAUAAAGGAAAAGGCGAAUUCCCGGGUGAGCGACCACUGCACAAACACGCCGGAAAAAGUGGAGGCGCACCGUAGAUUAGACAACGCCGUGGGGAGGUUCAAGAACAAAAGCGAAGAGCUCAAGGACGAACUGGUCGCCGUGCAAAAACAAAGGCUCGACAUUGACUGCUUGAUAAGCAAAUCGCUGGAUGAGCAUGCAGAGCUGAAAAAAAUUGCCGAACUGGAAAUUAUGAAAUUGAGCGAAAAAGAAGCCGAACACAAGUGCAAUUUGGCAGAAAAACGAGUGGAAAUAUUGGAGGACGACCUGAAAAGUCAACAGACGACAAUAGAAAAAAUGUCCACCCUCCUGAGACCGCUCUACGUGAGCGUGAAAGCGCACGGCUACUUGUCGCAGAACCAGAUCAGAGAGUACCAGUCGAUCGCGAAACAGCUGGAGGGCGUGAAGAGCAUAAAGUGGACGGAAACGGUCGUCGACUCGGGCGUGGGCUCCGCCACGAGCCUGAGCACCGAGACCGACAGCGAGUGCUCGGCAACGUCGCAAACCUACAGGUCCCCCGGCCCGGCGAACCCUCUGAACGACACCUUCACCCUGCAGAUGAAGCCGAAGACCGCGAACGUCGUCGCCAAAGCGAUAAAACAAGGACCGAAACGCUUGGGGAAGGAUUUCGCCAAGGAGAACAGACUGCGCCGACCUCUGACAGGGAUUUCUGGGGGUUCGUCACAAAGAGUUGACUUCACUAUGGCAAGACAAAGUGGCAAACCACCUUUUAGAUGAAGCUAAAGGUAGUCAUCAAGCCAUCAGAUCUAACACAUAUUAUACAUAUAUUUAUAGAAGCUUAUAGCAAUACAUUUUUAUUUGGCUUUACCUUAUUUAUAUUUCUUGUACAUACACAUAGUAAGUUUAACAAUAAAGAUGUUGUAUUUUUUAAAAUUUGAGAUGUUUAAUAUUAAGAGUUUUGUAUAAAUGCGUUUACCAGAGUAUUGUUAAUGACUGAAUAAUAUAGUUUAAGAGAUAUUCUAAUUUAAAAUAAAAUAUAAAAUACUUUGCCUUGUAAUUGGUU